UAUUGAACUAUAUAUGUGCCCCCUAAGAGGCAUUUCUAUUUACAUUUUAUUUUGGUAAGAAGCGGAAGUAUUCUCGGUUUGUACCUCUGUCCAGUCAGGAUCGUUAAACAGUUUCCGGGCGACAGGGUACCAGCUGUAAACAUGGCGGAAGACCUGCGAGAAACAGUGGAGAGACUUCAGUCCCGGAUUCUGGACAAUCCGGAGCCUCGUAAGCUCCUGAAGGCUCUCAAAAGACUGGGAGAGCUGCCCAUGACUGUGCACAUACUGGUGGAAACUGGAGUUGGGAAAACUGUGAACUCCUUCAGGAAACAUCAAGUUGCUGGAGAGCUGGCCAAAAGCCUCGUGGCCAAAUGGAAGAAACUGGUUCCUCAGUCAGCAGACAGACCCAACAGCCAUGGCAAAGAGGCCCCCUGCUCACAAGCUCAAGGCCUCAGGCACCAACGAGAGCCCUCCCCCGAGGAGCAAAGCUACAUGGAGGAGGAAGAGGAGGAGCAAGGCUACCACGGCAACUACCACGGCAACUACUCUCCGUCGCCUCCUUAUCAAAACCAGUACAGCCCCCCUCAACCAAAUGCCUAUCAAUCAGAUGAAUAUGAGAGUCCAGAGCAGGAACCUGAGCCCAGCCCUCCUCCUCCUCCUCCUCCGCCGCCACUUCGGAAGGAGGUUCGGCACGCCAAACCAAGCAAAGACAAAAACCAUCACCACAGCGACCGACACAAGGACAGAGAUGAAGAGCGGCGACAGCGGCCCGCUGAGACGAAUACUGAUCGGGGAGGGGGGGGUGAUGGAAAGAAACGCAGCGGAGAGCGAGAGCGACAGGGCAGUCCAGUGGAGAAAGUCGCCAAGCACGGCAGGAAAUCCACGACGCACGGCAGCAAAAGGGAGGACAAGAAGAAGAAGGGAGGAGACGAUGGUGAGUGCUCAGGGCGACCCAUGGCACCAAAGGACUCUCUGUCCAAAGAGGAAGAAGAAGAGGAGUUUGAGAAGCACACCAUGUCCUUUGAGUCCUUCCUUACAUAUGAUGCGCCGGUCAAGAAGAAGAAGAAACAGCAGCAGUUGCCCUCAUCCUCUUCACACAAGCAUCCCUCUCACUCGUCCUCUUCCCGCCACUCUCGCACACCUCCUCCACCUGCCGCUUCGUCAUCCGGUAAAGAGAGCAAAGCAAACGGCGCCCAGGGCACCAAAAGACCUCGAUCCAGCUCAAGCUCAUCAGCUGCCGCAAGGACGCCAGAGAAACGCAAGAGGGUUGUUGAAGCUCUUCCAACUCUCCCGGAAAUCCCUUUGCCGGCAAUUCAACCCAAUUACAGACCUCUGCCCUCCAUCGACACGCCGCUGUCGCCUCAGAGGCGCAAAGUUCCUGUUUGCAACGAUGAAGAGGACACAGGCUUCACUGGGAAACGUUUCAACUCCAAGAUGGUUGUUUACUCCGGAUCCAAAUCUGCCUACCUGCCCAAAAUGAUGACUCUGUAUGAGCAGUGCAUCCGGGUGCUGCAGAACAACAUUGACUCCAUCGCUGAGGUGGGAGGAGUCCCGUUUGAGAUCCUUGAGCCUGUCCUGGAGAGAUGUACCCCAGAACAACUGUACCGCAUCGAGCUGAGCAAUCAGUGUUUUACGGAAGAUUCAGACGAGCUGUGGAAGCGCCACUGCCAGCGAGACUUUAAGCGCGAGUCUCCUCAGGAGUUCGAGUCAUGGAGGGAAAUGUACCUGCGGCUGCAUGACGAGCGGGAGGAACGGCUGAGGCUGCUCACCCAGAACAUCACCUCUGCACACGCCAACAAACCGAAAGGUCGACAGGUUAAGAUGGCGUUUGUAAAUUCUGUGGCCAAGCCUCCACGUGACGUUCGGCGCCGACAGGAGAGGUUUGGUACCUCUAGUGGUUUGUCCUCGGCGGCUUCUAUUACAGCUGCCUCUCCUAUCAAAAUCCGACCAGUUGUUACAGGCGACUCUGGAGAGUCGAGCCGCUCCUCUUCCUCCUCUCUGCUGGCCUCACCUGCGCCUUCAUCCCGGCCCUCCGCUCCAAGUGGAGGAGGAGCAGGAGGACUUGGUCGAGAGAAGCCAGCUGUCAAAAAAAUCGCCCCUAUGAUGGCCAAAACCAUCAAAGCGUUCAAGAACAGAUUCUCCCGCCGGUAAUCUGAAUGAGCCUGAAUGUAUUGUAUCAAUUACAACAGUUUUUAAUUGAAGCUACAAACCAUUUACAAGGGAACUGCGUUAUGGGCUUCAGUGAGGGGUCUAUGAGAUUUUGAGAUCAUUCAUCAACGAGUGAUUGCAGUGUUGUGCUUGUAAUCCAAGUUCAAGUCUUCUGAGAGAAGAGUUUUUCUUUUUUCAAAGACAUAUGGUGAGCAGAAGGGCUUUUGUGAACAUCUAUCCACAAUUCUUCUGUGAAACACAGAGGUGGUGGCAUCAUUGUUUGGGACUGGAACGCUAACUAUCAUUGUUAGAUUACUGUAGAUGGGUAAAAGAAAAAUCGCAACGUAGGAGAGCUAAAGACACCUCCUCCUCUGCCCUUAAAGAGAAGCCCAAAUUCAAAUGUUCAAAAAUUUAAAUCUUGACUAAAAAUUAAAUGCUAUAGAUUCCAUAGAAAUCCAUCCAAGCACAUGUUGUAGUCUGAUCUCCUGUGGGACAGAAACUGGGUCCAAAUCUCUGCUUUCAAGUGCAGUCACACAAUCUGUUACAGCAUUAAAUGCUAAUUUUUGCUAAAUCUGUGAACAGAUGCUCACAAAAGCUCUCCUACUGUCGUGGUUUUUUGUCAAACGACAGCAUUUUGUGUUAUAAAAGGAAACUCUUUCAUUUUGGAUUUCCUUGGAAGAACAAGCUUUUGGUGAAUAUUCACUUACAAGCUCAAAAAGAAAGGCUGAUGCACACCUGAGCCCAUAUCCUGUUUCCCUCCAACACAAACACACAGUUCGCUUUGACCUUCAGAACAUAACCUAUGAACUCUGCGAUGAUGAAAAAGAUGGUUUACUGUGUUUUUAUGUAUAUUUGGGGAAGGAAAUUUUAUAAAAUUAAAUCCUAAAUAAUGGUCUUAGUGCAAAGAAAAGGAAUUUACCAUCUCAAAAAAAGACAUGCACACACCUAUGCUGUUACCUUUGAUUGUUUUUAAGUGGACGGUUUUAAAGACAUUUUUGUGUUUUUUGACCUUUCUUUCUUGACGUUUUAUGAAAAAUUUCAUUUUUCCAAACCUUUAGCUGCUGCUAGACCUCAGCACAGAGACUAAAAACAAGAAUCUACAAUGUUGAUCGGCUUUAGAAACAUCUCCACAUAAAAAAAAUUACAAUUUUAUUGUAAUGUCAGACUUAUCAACACCAAACCAAUUCCCAUCAAGUAUAUAAUGCAGACAGUUAUCCUCUGUCUCCAAGAUACAACAAACCAUGCAGAUUUUUAGUUUCUUUACAAAUCGUGUCAUAUUUCUUUUACAAAUAAAUUGAUGAUUACUUUUUAGAAAAUAUGAAACAUCUAUGAAACAGCUAAAAAAUACACCAUUUGUUUUAGUUUUAGUGGCGUCGGCAAUCAAAAUGUAUUAGCAAUGAAACAUUAAACAGUCUUCUCCUCAAGAAUAAUUGGGUUUUAAAGAAUUUUAAGACAAAGUAAACUGCUAAAAACUGCUGAAAUUUUUAGUAAAGAAUUUGAUUAGAAAUGAAAUGACUUGUUUUUAGUCUUUGUGCUAAACUGGUGAGUUGAAGGCCUUAGUGUAGCCUUUGUCACAGAAAUUAGAUAUGUAUCAACUUUCUAAUUUCAACUCUCGCCAAGAAAACUUGCAGAAAGUUUCCAACAUCUCAACUUUUCCUCAGAAAAGAAACGAAAAUUAUAAAAAUAUAUUGUCCUUUUGGGUUCUCCUGUAUGACUGAAGGACACAACAGAACUGCCUGUACAUUUUUUUCUGUUUUGUCUUAACACCAUUGACUGUCAAAGAGAGCACGUGAACCACCCCGAGUUGCCGGAAAAGCCUGCUUUUUAGAAAUAAACAUGCAGUUCAUUUUUAAUUUUAUAUUUUCCUUGGUACAUGUUCAAUGUGUAGAUCUGAAAUGAAAGCAGAAACGCACACUGUUGAUCAUAUUUUUAUCCUCCUGUGGCAUUGGAUGAUGAUGUCCUGCUGUUGAAAGUGUAAAGCCCUGUUUCCGUCUGCUCCUCUGUAAUAAACUGCUUGAAUAGGGUUGGUGGGUCUGGAAGAAGAGCUAGAGGGACGGUAGAUCAUAGGACGCCUGCAGCUUCAGACCAUCAUCAUAAGGAGAUGUAUUUAUUUUCAACGAAGGGACCUUGGCACCCCACAGCAUGGGCCCCAACAGAAGCUAGAUUCAAAUUGUAAUUUUAUUAGAUUUUAAUAAAUGUUAAAUGGUCAUUUUUGUUAAAACUGACUUUUGCCCUGAAAGAUGACUUGUGUUUGUUGUUUUUAUUAGCCCAUAGAAAUGUAGAGCCACACAUUUACUUGUAAACAGUUUACGACACUAUGAACGUUUGGUAGCAAAACACUCCAGCCAAUCAAGUCACACGGUUUUUUGUGUUUUGUUCGUCAAUCGAGUAGAGGCGUGGUUAUUAUGAAGGAAGUCGAGUCGGACUGACAUUCCACUUUCAAAAAUAAAACUCUGGAUUUGGAUUACUAAA
Molecule: messenger RNA, 4599 nt
Organism: Oryzias latipes (Japanese medaka)
Lineage: Eukaryota; Metazoa; Chordata; Actinopteri; Beloniformes; Adrianichthyidae
Gene: eloa
Product: elongin A
Biological process (GO): transcription elongation by RNA polymerase II
Cellular component (GO): elongin complex; nucleus
Molecular function (GO): protein binding
Source: RefSeq, a predicted model, not a curated record